UGCAGAUCCAGGAUGCGGGAAAUCGGUCCUAGCAAAGUAUUUGGCCGAUGAGGUCCUUCUUAGAACAGAUACAAGAGCAACGUGCUAUUUCUUCUUCAAAGAAGGUUUAGAAGACCAAAGCAAUAUGACGAUUGCUAUGUGUUGCAUCGUACGACAGAUUAUCGAUCAAAGACCUGGUCUCCUUUCUAGAGGAAUAAUCGAAAAGAUUGAAUCAAGAGAAACACUUACUAGCUCUUUUCAAGGACUCUAGGAAAUUCUUAUCGAUCCAAAAUCCCAGAUUGACGGAGAAAUCAUUUGUAUCAUGGACGCUUUUGACGAAUGUGCAGAAUAGGGGCGAGCUCAACUAACCGAAGCAAUGAGCAGGUUACCCUUAGUCCAUUUCCUGAACAAUAGCGGUGUGCUGAAAUUCGUGUUAACAAGCCACCCAUAUUCUACCAUUUGGCGCGGCCUUGAGCGUUUAAAGCAGUGCGUUCCUAUAAUAGAAGUAACAGGAGAAAACAGUAUUGAUUCAAUAUCUCGAGAAAUCAACAUAUUCAUCGAGGAUAAUAUCCACCAUCUAGGCCCAGCGCUCAGACUCUCAGAGAGUGAGAAGAAACUCUUAAGAAAAGCGAUUACUACAGUUCCUCACCAGACAUACCUAUGGGCAAAUCUGGUCUUCGAAGCUAUCAGAAAUAACGUCGAUAUCACAAGAGAUGAAUUACAGCAAUAUGUUCACACACUUCCUAGGACAGUUGAAGCAGCUUAUGACAUGAUUCUGGGCCGAAGCAGCGAUCCAUCACAGGCUAGGCGACUCUUAGGCAUCGUGAUUGCGGCAGCGCGGCCCCUUUCUUUAAAUGAAAUAGCUGUGGCAUUAGCUAUUGGAGAGAGCCAUCGUAAACAUGAUGACUUACUGCUUGAAACGGAAGACCGAUUUAGUCGGACGGUUAGAGACCUGAGCGGCUGUUUCAUAAGAAUCGUGGAGUCGAAGAUAUACUUACUUCAUGAGACUGCGAGAGAUUUCUUAAUCAAAACUCAAAAUGCUCAAACAUUAAAUAGACCAAUGAACUCCUGUCUUCAAUGGAAACAGUCGCUAGAUUUGGUGGAAUCACAUCGUAUCCUCGCCAAUGUCUGCAUUUGGUAUCUUCUCCUUGAUCCAUUGACAACUUAUCAUCAUCGCGAAGACAUUUCGGAUUCUACCAAUGUUUCUAUCGACCUUACAUUUCUGCGCAGCAAGGAAACUUCCACCAUUUAUCCAUUCCUCAAAUACUCAGCACAAAAUUGGCUUAUUCAUUACCACCAAGCUCGGUUCCAGAAGAACGAGUCAAUCCAGAACUCAAUGCUCCGUCUCCUAGAUUCGGUUGAAACCAGAAUGUGGUACAAUAUUUGGACUUCUCUGCGUACAGAAUGCCCAGAGUUUUAUUCUCAACUAGCGCGCGCGUCGUGCUUUGGACUUGAAGAGGUCGUCAGGCAGCUAUUAGACCAAAGAGGUCCUGACAUCGAGUCAAAAGAUACCUCAUAUGAUAACCAAACACCGCUAAUGUGGGCGGCACAGGAAGGUUACAAUGCAAUAGUGGGUCUACUACUUGAUGGCGGCGCCGAUGUCAACUUGGAUUACCUCUUCGAUACGCCACUGAUCAAAGCAGUGAAGAAUAAACACGCCAUUGUUGCGUCCACACUGCUCACAAGGGGCGCGGACGUUGAAGCAGCAGAUAUUAACGGCAAAACGCCCUUAUUCCAUGCUGCUACGCUAAAAAGGGGGCAUAAUACUCAAAGCUGCUGCAAUGACCUCGCAAAACUUCUCCUAGAGCGCGGUGCGGAUAUUCAGGCAAGAGAUAUCACAGGCAGAACACCGCUGUCAUAUGCUGCCGAGGAAGGAUGCGAUGCCGCGGUUCGUCUCCUGCUGGAAAAUGGUGCCGACAUUGAUUUGAAGGAUAAUGAAGGCAGAACAGCACUCUCCUAUGCAGCUGAGGGAGGUCAUGAUAUUGUUACCCAAAUACUGCUCGAGCAGAGUGCCGACGUCUUAUCGAGGGAUAACCAGAAGCGACGCCCGCUAUACUAUGCAAUCAAGUGGCAGCAUAGCGGCACUGUCCAAGUGUUGUUGGAUAGAAUUCCUCGCCUAUCUAGGGAUGACUCUGUCCGGAUGUUGACUUGCGCUAUGUGGGGAGACCAACAUGUCAUACGGGAUAUACUUCAAGCCAAAACUUCAAUUCGCUGAUGUACCCAACGGCGUGGCGACGUCUACAGUGGUUGCUGUUAAUCGGAUCAUGUACUUCCUAUGGGGUUCGCUCGGCUAAACACGUUAUAGCAGCACAGCUAAUGACUGCUAGAUGAUGGCUAGACCAACAAUAAAAUAUAUUCACAUAGUUUACCUUAGGUACCUAGGUACCUAAGUACUAAGUUGACUGCCU
Daldinia caldariorum is the source of this 2387-nucleotide messenger RNA. RefSeq names its product ankyrin repeat-containing domain protein. Bases 356 to 2194 code for a protein of 612 amino acids. Gene Ontology annotation, molecular function: protein binding. Lineage: Eukaryota; Fungi; Ascomycota; Sordariomycetes; Xylariales; Hypoxylaceae. The transcript has a single exon. The record is from RefSeq and is a predicted model, not a curated record.